Messenger RNA from Cladophialophora psammophila CBS 110553, 1065 nucleotides. RefSeq lists its product as uncharacterized. The transcript has a single exon. The record is from RefSeq and is a predicted model, not a curated record. NCBI's taxonomy places the organism in Eukaryota, Fungi, Ascomycota, Eurotiomycetes, Chaetothyriales, Herpotrichiellaceae. Bases 1 to 1065 code for a protein of 354 amino acids.
AUGCCGGAACUAUACAAAGCCCGUUGGAGACAUAUCGGGGAUGCGAUAGCAGUGAGAGACUUGUUCCAGCUAUACUGCCGCGACGAAGUAUCUUUUCAAGCCAUGAUGUUCGAUGCAGCAACUCAUCGGUCAGCCCUCCAGGGUAAACCCGCUCCACUCGAAUACGAAAAUCGUCUUGUGCGAGCUGUCAGGUCCAACCUCCACACGCUCAAUACAGGCAUCAUUGUUGCCACCGCCGUUCUCUGCAACCUCAAACGCAUGGAAGGGUCGCACAGUCUCUCGCACUGGGUAGCGCUCAAAGAGAUGAUCACGUUACACGGCGGAUUAUCUUCGUUCACAGGCGACCAUAUCAUGUUUACAAAGGUCGUGUGGACCUUCGUUGCCCUGCCUGGACCUCUGACAGGAUUCGACUUUGCCCCAGAUUUGGAAGAUGGGCUAAGGGACCUCAACGAUUUACUUCGAAGUCGUCAGAAGGCCAUUGUCGAUCUGUUGCCUACUUCAGAGGAAGAGAUGGACCGCUUGUCUGACUUGAGGAGGAUCAAGGUGUUCCGAUCGUCGAAAUUAAGAAAUCUGCUUCAGACACCAUCCUCGGAACAUCCAACGGAACGUAAUUGUCGCCUAGCGGUCAUCUUAUUUCUCGCAUCGGCACUAAUGCUCCACGGAGACUUUGAUCCGGCCACUGAUUCUUGUAUCGAGGCCAUCAGCCAACACCUAGAAGAAGCCCGAGAUGAUGCAUCAGUCUCACCGGUCCAUUUGUUGUGGUUUGUGGUUCGACUGAGUGUCUCGGCAUCGAUCGGUGAGAGGUAUGCUCAGAUCUGGACCGGGGUCAUACGGAUUUUGACAGCACUCCAUCGGUUGAAGCCUUUAGUACAAGAUAACGCAGAGAGACUUCUGUUUGCUUCACUAGAAAUCCCAGAGAGCUGCGGGGAGAUACCAGCUACGUACGGGCUAGAUGGAGAACUACAAAUUGACGCAGAACCAUUGCGCCAGGACGUGCACGAUCGAUCUGUCCCCGCGGAAUGCUUUUGCGAGCUGCUUUGGUUCACGGCGCCUCCAAAUGAAUAG